AUGAGCAGUGUUACAACUUUCAGGUGUGUACUUGACCUCUCUAAGUGUCCUUUCAUUCAGGGGAAAAUGUGGUUUGCUCAGCCCAAGGAUGCUGGUUUUUCAUUUAGCCACGGUAUCAAUGGUCAUUUGACCAGCCUCUCCGUUGUUGGAAGCACCAUCCCCACUCCCGACCCCGCUACUAAGGAGAAGGCUUUCUGUGCUCUGGAUAACUUGAAUGCAAGGGUUGAAAACCAGGGCCAGAUUAAGAUGUCCAUCAAUGGAGUGUGUCGGGAGACUGUGUCACAUUGCUGCAUCUCAUUUCUGCAGCAGGCCGGAUUCAAUUUGUUAAUAAGCAUGACAGUUAUUAAUCACAUGCUUGCCGAGUCCGUUUCAGACUUGAAGUUCCCUUUGACAUCCGAGGGAAGUGGAUGUGCCGAGGUUCAGGUUUUGAAACCGUCCAUGGGUUUGUCUGAAAAGCCAGUCUUGGCAGGGGAAUCGCUGGGUGCCCAAACGCUGCUCUCAUUCGUGUCCCUCUUGAUCAGGAUCGGAAACACACAGGCUCCCCCCGACACCCUGGCCUCUUAG
Mirounga angustirostris (Northern elephant seal) is the source of this 564-nucleotide messenger RNA. Its product is annotated as protein ARMCX6-like. The record is from RefSeq and is a predicted model, not a curated record. Bases 1 to 564 code for a protein of 187 amino acids. NCBI's taxonomy places the organism in Eukaryota, Metazoa, Chordata, Mammalia, Carnivora, Phocidae. Gene Ontology annotation, cellular component: mitochondrion. The transcript has 2 exons.